AUGCAAACAACUUUGCAAUUUCUUAGCAACUGCAGCGAAUUUCAAAGUUUACAUUGCUUAAAUACUUUAAAAAGGUCUGGAAGUGCCAUGGAAGGGUCAAAAAUUACUUCAAAUUGGUCAAGUCUGAAGUUUAGAUCGAAAUAUUCAACUCAUUCAACAGCGUUGAUAACACGUUGCUUGUUCCAUAUAAGGAAAUCGAACGACAGUUCAAAUUAA
Clunio marinus is the source of this 216-nucleotide messenger RNA. NCBI's taxonomy places the organism in Eukaryota, Metazoa, Arthropoda, Insecta, Diptera, Chironomidae. The record is from the annotation of a GenBank genome assembly.